Messenger RNA from Acaulospora morrowiae, 1003 nucleotides. The record is from the annotation of a GenBank genome assembly. Lineage: Eukaryota; Fungi; Glomeromycota; Glomeromycetes; Diversisporales; Acaulosporaceae.
AUGUCAAACGUUACUGGUGAUCGGACCGAACAAACAAAAGUUAACCCUAUAUUACCUUUAGAUUGUAUAAUCGAAAUUUUGGAGCACCUUGAAAAUGAUUCUAUAACGCCGAAGACACUCAACUCAUGUCUUCUCGCAAAUCGUCAAAUGGCAAAACUUACGAUUCCACUUUUAUGGAAAUGUCCAUUUGGAUACAAGAUCAACGCACACAAAGCAUCGCAUAUAUUUCAGACAUUGAUAACUUGUCUGAAUAAGGACGAGAAGCAGCGUUGGAUCGAUAUAGAAAUCAAAAUGCCGCCUAAUCCUCCAUCACCAUUAUUCGAUUACCCUUCGUACAUUCGAAGCUUAAAUACUCACAACAUGCAGAGUUGUGUUUCUGAAUGGCUAGAAAUAUUUCAAGGCGUUAGUGAACCUUACAAAACCGAAAAGAUGGGGUUCACCAUUAAUCUCAUUGUUCAACUCAUCUUUAGUCGCUCAAGGGGACUGGAAACGCUAAGGUGGGAUCACGAUUUCAACUACAAUUGCAAUGAAACUAAUGAUUUCCGAGGAAUAUAUCCUAUAUUGAGAGAUAUUGAGCAAUAUGAUGGAAUUGAUCGGGCUCUAUCAAGUGUCAAAACAUUCGAAACCCAGUGCUGGGAUGGCUUAGAUGAGGAUUCCGGAAAUGUAUUGACUAACUACGUUCGAACGAUAUCUCGUUAUUCUCGUAACAUUCAGCACAUAGAAUUUGACGUUUACCUUAGACUCGAAAAUUACAGACCACUCUGCGAAGCCUUGGCACAUUUCAUAGAAUCGCAGGUGGCACUUCGUUCAAUAGAAUUGUUUGAAUGGUUGGAUCAUUCGCAUUCGUCAUCUGUUUAUAAGUCGCUCCGAACUCAAGCUCACUCGUUGACGUCUCUUAGAACAAACAACCUUCGAUUUUUUCAUAGAUUAUUGCCCGUGUUAAGUAGUUGUCCGAAUUUGAAGUUCUUAGGCAUAACUAAUUUUUACGAGAUUGAGGAUGUUA